Trypanosoma theileri is the source of this 1173-nucleotide messenger RNA. RefSeq names its product SAM-binding protein. NCBI's taxonomy places the organism in Eukaryota, Euglenozoa, Kinetoplastea, Trypanosomatida, Trypanosomatidae. The record is from RefSeq and is a predicted model, not a curated record. The coding region runs from base 1 to 1173 and encodes 390 amino acids. The transcript has a single exon.
AUGACUCACGAGAUCAACACUGAAGUUCCUUCAAAUCUAAAUCGUCCCCCUAAACGUGAACGUCGGGAUAGCAAUAGUGAUAAGAUGAUGAGUACUAUCCCCAACAUCAACACGAAUACAAAUGAUAAUACGAACACAAAAAGAGAACGCCCAAAGCGAUUUGGAAUAAGACCUCAUUAUUUUCUACCGAGUGAUAUUGUUUGGAUACGACCGGCUGGAUUGCCGUAUUGGCCAGCAGAAAUUAUAAAAGCAGAAGGGACAAGCAACAGCAUCACGGCACGUCUCUUUGACCCACCAGCGUCUCUCAUCUCAUCUGGGGAAACACCACCGCGAGAUCAUAUUACUUCUAAUGCUAGUCGAGUGUACUUUUUUGAUCGUUUAAAAACACCGGAAGAUGUAGAGGAAUGUAUUGAACAACGUUUACAACGAAAAUCACAUGAUGUUUCUGCGUAUGAGGCGGCCUUUCAGCGUGCAGUUCUGCAUGCCAAUCGAUUAGUUCGUACAGUGUUAAGUCCAGAGAGACUUCAGCCGUACAGUAUUUGUGGUGUGGGUGUGGUUCAUAGUCUUAUGCGAGCACACAUUGCGGCACCGCGACAACCCAAUACGGAGAACUUUACACCGCAGACGGCUGUAAUAAAAUUACGCGUGGGUCUUGAAAAUGCUGUACGAGAUUUAAAUGGUUUUGAGUUUAUUUGGGUGCUCUUUUCUUUUUCAUAUGCCACUCAUACUGGAGAGGAAACCGAUACCAUAGAAGAAGCACCUAUAAUGGGAGAGAAACAACAUCGACGGCAACGACAAGGGGCGGAACGAUCUUCUGGAUUCAAAACAAUGCUUAUACCCCCACGGGAUAGUGAACUGCGUGGUGUAUUUGCAACUCGAAGUCCACAUCGACCAAACUUCAUUGGUCUCUCAUGUGUACGACUUGUUGCGGUUCGGGGAUUAGAAGUUCACAUUGCGGAUCACGACUUACUGCACGGCACACCCGUUCUGGAUAUUAAACCGUAUCUUCCCUUCUGUGAUGCCCAUCCAGAGGCGAAGGCGGGAUGGGUAACGAUAUUGGAUGAAUCUGGACAGGGAGGUGCAGAUCACAAGAGUAGUAUACAGAGACUUCAGGUGGAUCGUGUGUUUGAAGAGAAGGAAGAAGAAGAAAAAGAGACGAAGAAGAUGGAGUGA